Physella acuta is the source of this 2528-nucleotide messenger RNA. Its product is annotated as polymerase delta-interacting protein 3. Gene Ontology annotation, biological process: poly(A)+ mRNA export from nucleus. Gene Ontology annotation, cellular component: nucleus; nuclear speck. Gene Ontology annotation, molecular function: mRNA binding. NCBI's taxonomy places the organism in Eukaryota, Metazoa, Mollusca, Gastropoda, Physidae. The record is from RefSeq and is a predicted model, not a curated record.
UCGAUUACGUUUAUUUUUUAAAUGAAAUUAAAUCUAUUUUCUCCCUGGUUACGUCGGUGUUAAAAUGGCUGAUCUUUCCCUAGACGAGUUUAUUCGUAAAAAAAAAGUAAAUGUAAAAAAAGUAAACAUUUUACAGAAAAGAUUAGGCACAAAGACUCCAUUGCAGAAAAAGUUACAACAACCUUUCGUGAAGGCUGCAAAUCGCCCCAUUCCACGAAAAUUUGAUGCUCGCCAAAAGCUUGGACCUAAAAACAUACUGGAUGCAAGAGACAAAAUAAUAAUCAAUAAAAAGAGUGGUGCUGGUGAUGCUCGAAAUAAAAUAGUUCAAAAACAAGUUCAAAAGGGCACAUUUGAUGCACGAUCAUUAUUACAGCGGCAGGCAAAGAAAUCCAAACGAAGAGGAAAGAGAGUUGGAAAUCUGCCAACUGAUGGACUUGUACAGUCUGGUGGUUUAAUAACUAGAACAUUGUCCAACCCUGGAGCUCAGGGUAAAGCUCAAGUUCAGGUCACUAGUAGUGGCCUCAUUGUUACACGACCCAUUCCUAGUACACAGGUUUCUAUCUCAGGAAACUCAUUGCAAGUUACCAAAAGAACAAGGCCUUUUGAAAGUGAUUUGACUGAUGCAGUUCCAAUAAUUCAAAUCCGCAAUGAUCGCUACAGACAGCCAGCUCAACAGACAGUUGUCAUUCAUGCAUCUCAGCCGUCUGGUUAUUUAUCUCAGUCUUCUGCCAAACAUUCAUCCUACCAAUCAUACAACCCACAGAACUAUUCCUAUAAUGAACCUUCUUACCCAAGUCAUCGAUCUUAUAAAGAUUAUGAUGACCCACUGUACAACCCUGCAUCCAUAGCUACAGAUGUCCCAAAAAUACAAAUUAGUAAUAUGAGGCCUGUUGAAACUUCUGCUAUAAGACCAGUUACAUAUUCAGGAGACUUUUCUUCCCAAAUAAGAGGACCGCCAGGAGCAGCUACAGUUUCCCAAGGUGCAAAAUUGCCUCUGACAAAAACUGUGUUGCAGACAACAAAAUUAACACCAACUGGUGUUAAGAGAAGGCAGGCUCAGCAGGAAGUGGCAGGUCCAUUGAGAUUAGGAAAAGGUGGUGGUCCUGGCAUAGAGAUGGGUACUGGUGAACCUUCAUUUAGCAAAAAAGCCAAAGUCAUCCCAUUAGUAAGUGACUUGGAUAUUGAGGAGUUACAGGAUGACAGAUCAGAAAUUAUAAGUCCACUCCAGGGGUUCCGUGUGAUGGUGACAAAUUUAUUUUCUGGUGUAACACAAGAUGAUAUCAUUGAGCUUUUUGGUGCAGUUGGUCCUCUGAAAAAAGCCAAGCUGUUGAAGCCUGGUAAUGCUGAAGUUGUGUAUGUGAACAAAGAAGAUGCCUUGAGUGCUAUUCAAAAAUAUCACAGUAGAGAAUUGGAUGGACAACCCAUGUACGUAAAAAUGACAACACCAAUAGCAGCAGUGGUAAAAAAAGCUGUCGGAGAUGUUGACCCUGACAUUACUGGAGAAGCUUUAAGAUUAUACAAGAAAGGCAGUGGCAUUGGAUCAUUGCCAGAAGCGGCAGUUGAAACAGCCACAAUUCAUAGAGCAUUGUUUAAAGCAGGGCCUCCUGGGCCAAAUAAAUCAGUUAGAUUCACUGUCAAAAUAUAAAUCCAGUUAAAGUAGGAAACCCCUUUUUUGUGGCUCAACAUAACAUAUUGCAGAAUAGUUUGACUCAUUUAAUGCAAAAUGAUACAUUUGGCCAGGCUAUAAACUCAUGUUUUUAAAUAUUCUGUUUUAAGUAUGUAAAUAUUAGCUGCAGUAUAACAAGAUGAUAACUAAAUACAAUUUAAAAUACAUUGGAAUUAAUUUAGCUAUACAUUUUUUGUAAGUGUUGCUGUUAAUAGUAAAGUAAUAAGUUAAAAUUUUAUAAACAAUAUUCUCAUUCCUGUCAUGACGCAAACAUUUUGAUGAGGAACAAUGUUUCUAACAAUAAUUGUGAAUGAUUUUUUUUUGGCGGGGUUAUUACAGGGAUUGUCUUUUAAUUCAAGGUUUUAAUUUUUAGGAUCCCUUUUAUGCUAUCAAUGGAAACAUUUUAUUUUCAUUAAAGGAUUUAAAUUUAGAUCACUUAAUUGACUAAAGUCUCACUAAGUUUGAACUAAAUUACCAUUUUUUUUUUACAAGAAAUGCAAAGUUUUAAAUUAGUUUUAUGCAAUUUUCUAUCAGUUAAAAUUCACUUUAAAUUUAUAAGAAAGCAGUGUUUUGUUUAUUUAUACUAUAAUCAACUUAAUAUUAAAAAUCUUUGAGUCAUUUAUUUUUUGUUUAACCCCUAAUAAUGUUAAAGUUAAACUAACACUUUUUAAAAUAAAUUAUAGGUUUUGGUUUUUCUAGUGGUUUCUAUUAGAUCCUUUUGAUUUAUGGUAUAAAAACGUGCUUGCUAGAGUACAGGGACCAGAAAAGCACAAGUGGAAUCUUAAUAAAUCUGUUUUAUUGCAGUAACAGUAUUGUCAUUUCUAAAGUAAAUGCAAUAAAGUUUAUGAAUAUUUUUCAAUCA